GAGGGAAGAGGCGGGCGCUCUCUGAGGAUUUAAACUCGGCAGUCAAGCGUCGCUAUCCUAACCGGACAGGCCUUCUGGGCUUCCAGGCUGGUUCUGUGAACAGAGAAGUGAACUUCUUUGCCCAUUGGCGACCUAGAAUGCUUUCCCUAAGAAGAUGCUGGUCUCCACUGCUCCUCGUUGCGCUUGCUUUACUUGGCUCACGCCCUCCUCACCGGGCACGCCCCUUCCACCUCCUUAUUGGCUUCCUCGAGACACGUGCGGAAAGGGUGGUGGCGGAGCUGGGCUGGGGCCCGGACUCCGGAUGGACCCGAGCGGCCGAGCGGUCUCAAACUUGAGGUCGCAUGGACAGCCUGGCGCUGGGCCGGUGGCGACGGCGGAAGCUAGAGGAAGCGCCGGUUCCGAGGGACGCGAAACGGGCAUGCAGGACAUCAGAAGCCAAUGGACACGAGCGAGGCAGCCAUCAGGUGAACAUGAGUGUCCUGGGGUCUUGGAGCACAGAGGACAUGGAGUCUCUUCCAAGAGGCUGCCCCAAUGCAGCAGGGCCACCGGGCAGCCAGGGAAGGGCUGGCUCAGUGAUUCCUCAAAACGGUGGAAGGAACAUGAUUCAGCUUUGCCCAAGGUGUAUUGCUGGGGAAUCUGUCUUUUCAUUCUGCCUCCAGCAUGUUUUUCAAAUGUACCUCCUGGACCAUGGAAAGGGCAGGAGAUGUCUCGGGACAUUUUAACCAUACUGAGAAUCGUUAGAAGAUGGAAAUGGGCAAAGGUAAAGAUUCCAGUUUGAUUUUGAAUCCUCAGCGUGACUGCAAAUGUAAAUCCUUUACAGAUGGUUUUGGUACCCACCUGUUCAAAUAGCAGCCUGGUGCUGUUUGCUGCGAGAUUGUCCUCUCAUUCUGGUGAUACACCAUCCUCUGCAUGAGAACCAGGAGAGUCCAUGUCACUUUCGAAGGGCCCCUAAGUUGUUAUGAUUCACUACGGCCUCCAUUCAGAUGUGUCUUGCCUAAGAGAGAGACCAGCUGCAUUAUUUGAAAGUUAAAAAAAAUUCGUAUCAAACUUUCUAUGAGGUUUGGGAACCCUGUGGCUUAUGGAAUCAUAUCCAGAUGUUGCCCUGCUUUUCUAUUUUCAUAAUGCUUUAUGGGUGUAUCCAGGACUGCUCAUGUACUCUUUUUAAUUAAAAGAGUUAUUUUUAUAUUAUAAAAUGUUCUUAAAGUGAAUUUUAUUAAACAUUAGUAUCCAAUCUGUUCUGUGUCAUUCUCCAACUGAAGUUACCAAGGACAGGACCCCUUUUAUAUUAAAUGGAAAUUGCUCAUUUUCUCUUGGGUUUUCAGUGUUUUGUGUAACUGUGGAAACUGGUGUUAUUUUUCCUUGCAUUUGAAAACUUCCCAAGAUCUCAUGUUUUAUAAUAGACAAAGUUCUAAAGAAAUCAUGGUGCCAUUGAAUUGAUCUCAAGUUCUAGAGGAGGACCCGAGUCUCCUCUGUACGCUGUUUACAUCAUGUUACUCAUAGGGGCCAUGUUCCCUGCUGUGGAUGUCUUCAGUACUGACAUUUGGAAAAGCCACAAGAUCCAUAAAUGAUCAUGGUACAGAGAUGUGGGGUAGCUCCAUACUGGGAAGAUGGGCAGAUAAAGACAUGAUGUUGGAAGGAAACUAACAUAAUACUCCUGUGACGGGAUUAACCAGAAUCACUGUACACUACUAUUAACCCCAAAUGAGAUUCCAGCUCUGUGACUAGCAUAGAGAGUGCUAACCCAUGCUCAAAAAAUCAAGCUUCAAAAGUGAGAAAGUAUUGGGAUAUAUAACCUUAAGAAAGCUGUAGUUUUCUUUUCAAAAUGAGAUAUACACCUUAUUUGUUAAGCGAAAAAACCUUUUUUGUGUAUAAAUCCUUUCCUCAAUUUUGUGAAUAGAGGUGAUGUCCAUGUAUGUAUGGCUGGGUAUUUUGGUAAUCUCAGCAGCACACAAAUCAUCCAGAGGGCAUUGAGCAAUCCCCUGGGCACAAUCUUAGCCCAUGGAAAAUGCCCCACAUUUGAAUCAAGCAGACUGAGGUUCAUUGUUGUUACCACCAGACGUCUCACACCAGACGUGACACUGGUGACUCAGCUAUCUUCUUUGAGCCUCCUCAAAGAGGAGGAACUGUCACCAGCGUUGGUGAUGAGCACACCCACAGGAGUGUUGAUCCUCAGUGGUAGCCUCUUUUCCUCACUGCACCUUCCCUCCAGAUCUAGAGCAGGCCGCCUAUCCUGGAAAGGCAGAAGGUCACAAAAGAUGACUACAGAGUAAGCAUGACCAAAAGGCCAAGUUGAAGCUAGCCAGGAUUUGAGGACUAAGAGUUUUACCACAAAUGCCCAGAGUUCUUAGAUUAUUGAGAGAAUACUGAAUGGAGAAAGCUUGUCACAGCCACUUCAAAGACAUGGCAUCAGCAUUUUCUCAGAGUUUUUAGUCAUAAA
Messenger RNA from Fukomys damarensis (Damara mole-rat), 2437 nucleotides. RefSeq names its product chromosome unknown C10orf143 homolog (gene CUNH10orf143). Lineage: Eukaryota; Metazoa; Chordata; Mammalia; Rodentia; Bathyergidae. Bases 342 to 722 code for a protein of 126 amino acids. The transcript has 5 exons. The record is from RefSeq and is a predicted model, not a curated record.